Molecule: messenger RNA, 1935 nt
Organism: Acaulospora colombiana
Lineage: Eukaryota; Fungi; Glomeromycota; Glomeromycetes; Diversisporales; Acaulosporaceae
Source: the annotation of a GenBank genome assembly
GAAAUGUUUAAGAGGGCGGACAAGAUUUUCGGAAUAGCGCAAGAGGAAGUCGGACGGACCGAGCCAAUGUUCAAUCUCGAAACGGAGCGUAUGGCAGAGCGCUUCCGCGCGAAGCGACGCAAAGCAAUAGAAGAACGAGAAAAGGCAGAAAAAGAAAAGCAAGAGAGUGAUUCGGAUAGCGACGUCGCAAAGACCCCAAAGAAGGGUGGAUUACCUCCAGGCGUAACGGAUGGCGGUAUGCUCGCUGGAGGUGCUGGUCUUCCUUUUGAUACUGCGGGCACCCCAUCGAACCUGGGAAGAAUUGGCGAAGCUGGUCUUGCUGAUGCGGAUCCGCUUGGCGUCAACACAAAUGUCUCCUUUGAUGACGUUGGAGGUCUGGAUGAUCAUAUGUUCCAGAGUUUAGGUGUCACACCCCCUCGGGGUGUCCUUUUCCAUGGUCCACCUGGAACUGGUAAAACCCUCGUUGCUAGGGCUUUAGCUGCUAGCAGUCGCAGCGAAGGCCGAAGUGUCUCAUUUUUCAUGCGCAAAGGAGCCGAUUGUCUCUCAAAAUGGGUCGGAGAGGCUGAACGACAAUUGCGCCUGCUCUUUGAGGAAGCAAAAAAGGUUCAGCCAAGCAUCAUCUUCUUUGACGAGAUUGAUGGUCUUGCACCCGUUCGAAGCUCAAAGCAAGACCAAAUCCAUGCAAGCAUAGUCUCAACGUUACUUGCUCUUAUGGACGGGAUGGAUGGUCGUGGCCAGGUCAUCGUUAUUGGCGCGACCAAUCGUCCGGAUGCCAUCGACCCCGCUCUUCGUAGACCUGGGAGGUUUGAUAGAGAAUUCUACUUCCCUUUACCGAACUAUGAUGCACGACUCAAGAUCUUGGAAAUUAUGACCAAGAAGUGGGAAAAUUGGGUUGGUGAGAAGGGGGAAGAGUCCAGGAAAAAACUUGCGAAGUUGACGAAGGGCUAUGGGGGUGCAGAUCUCCGGGCUCUCUGUACCGAAGCUGCGCUCAACGCCAUACAAAGGCAGUACCCCCAGAUAUAUCAGUCAAGCGAGCGGCUUCUUCUCGAUCACAGUAAAAUCACUGUUCAAGCUCGCGAUUUCAUGAUUUCAGUAAAGGAGGUGGUACCUUCUUCCGCCCGAUCAACUGCAUCUGUGGCGGCCCCUUUGCCCCCGCAGCUUGCACCUUUGUUGGAGGGUUCGUUGAACGAGGUUAAAACCGCUCUGGAUACAACACUGCCCAGAGCCAAAAAGCGGUCGGCCCUUGAAGAAGCUCAGUGGGAAGAAGACCAUCCUGACGGUGAAGCUGGAGCUUUUGAACGUGAGAUGAUGCUUCAGGCUUUGGAAUCACAGCGGGUCAACCGACCGCGUCUGUUGCUACAUGGGCCAUCGGGCAUGGGCCAACGAGCGGUUGGUGCAGCAGCACUGCAUUACCUGGAAGGUUUUAGUGUCCAAAGCCUUGAUAUUGGUACACUGACUGGAGAUCCGUCAAGGACUCCAGAAGCUGCGAUUGUUCAACUGUUUAUCGAAGCAAAGAGGCAUGCCCCAUCCAUCAUUUAUAUCCCAUCGUUGACCGCUAUGUGUGGAUCGUUGCCAGAGACAUGUCGGGCUUUGAUCGCCGAUUCCUUGGAAUCUUUGGAACCUCACGAACCGAUUCUCUUACUUGCAGUAAUGACAGGAUCGUUCAAAUCACUCCCACGUGAUGUCAGGGCGUGGUUCGCAAAGAACGCAGAAAGUAAAAUCGCAUUCAGCCUGCCUGACGAACCGAAGCGACGUCAUUUCUUUCAAGAGCUCCUGGACUACGUCAAGAAACCUCCUUCACAGUUCCCUGAUGCUGUAAAGCGUCGUCGCCGUGUCCUCGAAGUAUUGCCAGUCGCCCCUCCUCUACCUCCGAGGGAGCCUACUCCAGCCGAAGUAGCUGCCCAGGAGAGACACGAUACUCUACUCUUCUACAAG